ACUAAUGUUGAUGCGGAUUUACGGAGUUCAUUGGUAGAGGCUAUUGGUUAUGGAUUACUAUACUGGCCCCUCAUACCUUUUAUUCAGCUAUUUUAUAUUAUAUUAUUUAAUUGGUCUAUCGCUUGGGACGGAACUGAGCUUUGUGACUUGCGGAUCGGUUGUUAAGUUGUUGAAUGUAAAGCAUAAUGUCAGACUGCACUCUCACGACGUGCGUUACGGCUCUGGUAGUGGACAGCAGUCUGUGACUGGGGUGACGACAGUAGAGGACAGUAACAGCUACUGGAGUGUACGGGGCACCAGCGGAGCCCUGUGUCACAGAGGGACUCCCAUUAAGUGUGGUCAGACCAUCCGCCUCACCCAUGUCAACACUGGACGUAACCUGCACAGCCAUUACUUUGCCUCACCGUUGUCCUCCAACCAGGAAGUGAGUGCGUUCGGCGAGGAGGGAGAAGGGGACCACCUGGACGAGUGGACUGUGCAGUGCGGAGGGGCGGUGUGGGAGCGCGAGGAGGCUGUCCGUUUCCGGCACGCCUCCACUGAUGCCUUGCUGUCGGUCACGGGGGAGCAGUACGGCCGCCCCAUCCAUGGGCAGAGGGAGGUGCACGCCAUGACGGGCCCCAGUCAGCAUAGCCUGUGGAGAGCCAUGGAGGGCGUCUAUAUGAAGCCUGGCGAGAGUCCACUGGGCAACCGGGAAUAUAGCCAUCCUUUGCACACAGAGUUCUGAUUCUCCAUAUUACUGAAUCAGAUGUGGACUGUUACCUGACCCAGCUGGGGCUGAGCUGAGGUACCAUAUUCUCCCCUGCUCUUUCUAUUUCUCUCUCCGUCUCUUUCUCUCCACCCAGAGUCAAAACCUUCCUUAAUCUGCACGGUUGGGUGAAAUUUGAAUCAGAAGUUGUCGAUUUUGGUAGAAAACUGAAUGGAAAUACAGAUAAAAAAGUUGCUAUUAAGAUUUCCUUUUUUUCUGUUAUUGAUGUGAGAGGGUGUUUACUACCUGAAUUGACUAACUUCCAAGGGGAAGGAGCACCAACCUUACCAUUUAGGCAUUCCCAGGUCCUGUUUAAUGUUUCCAAUCCCUGACCUCUUUGCCUCCUUUUUUUUGCCCACAUAUAGAAUCAGCAUGCCCUCUUGAAAUCCUGGCUUAAUCAUUUCGGGGGAAAUGCUAACCCUAAACCCUAACUGAUCUGGGACCAGUGUCUUGGGCCAACAUCAGCCCAACCUCUAGUUUACCCAUCUCUAUUCUUGUCUGCUUACGAAUACUGUAUCUUAAUUUGAAUCAGCUUGCUACUGCACUAAAUAAUGUAGCAGCAGGAAAUAAUGGUAUUAAGAUUG
Messenger RNA from Esox lucius (northern pike), 1329 nucleotides. RefSeq names its product stromal cell-derived factor 2 (gene sdf2). Bases 50 to 724 code for a protein of 224 amino acids. The record is from RefSeq and is a predicted model, not a curated record. The transcript has 3 exons. NCBI's taxonomy places the organism in Eukaryota, Metazoa, Chordata, Actinopteri, Esociformes, Esocidae.